This is a messenger RNA of Centropristis striata (black sea bass), 4083 nucleotides long. It is a transcript of the gene polr1b, whose product is annotated as RNA polymerase I subunit B. Gene Ontology annotation, cellular component: nucleus; RNA polymerase I complex. The record is from RefSeq and is a predicted model, not a curated record. NCBI's taxonomy places the organism in Eukaryota, Metazoa, Chordata, Actinopteri, Perciformes, Serranidae. Gene Ontology annotation, biological process: DNA-templated transcription. Gene Ontology annotation, molecular function: DNA-directed RNA polymerase activity; DNA binding; ribonucleoside binding. Bases 333 to 3734 code for a protein of 1133 amino acids. The transcript is spliced from 15 exons.
CUGAUACUUUUGUACUUUUACUUCAGUAAGUUUUGAACGCAGGACUUUUACUUGUAGUGGAGUAAUUUCACAGUGUGGAAUUAGUACUUUUACUGCAGUAAGGGAUCUGAAUACUUCUUCCACCACUGAACACGACUGAAUAAAAAGCUGACUGGAGAACCAAACCACCAAACAUCGAAGGAGAUCAUUUCCACCACAGGAUGGCAGUAGUCGAACAACAACCAUCUUUAUUUUCUCAAUGAAGAAGAAGACUUCCGGUGCCGGAGGAAUGUGCUUCCUGCGUGGACAUGCACGUGUGGUAAACAAGCAUCUGCAUCUGUGGGAGAGCAAGCAUGGACUCCUCGGCCAAGUGGAGUAAUUUACCCACAGCUCCCAGUCUGAAGAACCUGACUGAAGGAGGAUUUGGCGUCCUGAAGGAGUCUCAGCAUGGAGCUGUGCAGGAUCUAACCAAAGCUCACAUCGAGUCGUUUGACCAGGCUGUCACUGACGGGCUGAGCCGCGUCGUGCAGGCCAUCCCUCCCUUGGAGUUCACAUUCAAAAAUGACCGGAUCAGCCUUGCGUUUGUUGAAGCCACCAUCUACAACCCAGUGGUGGCCAAAGGGAGCAUCUGCAGGGAGCUGAAGGUGUUUCCAGCAGAGUGCCGGGGCAGGAAAUGUACAUACAAAGGAAAAAUGGUGGCAGACGUCAGCUGGUCGGUCAACGGAGUCCCUAAAGGCAUCAUCAAACAGUCCAUGGGUCACCUGCCCAUCAUGGUGAAGUCCAAGCUGUGUAACCUGCACGGCAUGUCGCCCAGAGAACUCGUAGAGCGCCACGAAGAAGCAGAGGAAAUGGGAGGUUAUUUCAUCGUGAAUGGAAAUGAGAAGGUGAUUCGUAUGCUGAUUAUGCCGAGGAGGAACUACCCGAUCGCCAUGUCGAGACCCAAGUGGAAGAGCAGAGGACAGGGAUACACUCAGUACGGUAUUUCCAUGCGCUGCGUGAAGGAAGAACACACAGCCGUCAACAUGAACCUGCAUUAUCUGGAAAACGGGACCGUGAUGCUGAACUUCAUCUACCAAAAGGAGCUCUUCUUCCUCCCGCUUGGCUUUGCACUGAAGGCUCUGGUGGACUUCACAGACUUCCAGAUCUACCAGGAGCUGAUCAAGGGCCGAGAAGACAACUCCUUCUAUAAGAGCUGUGCGUCCGAGAUGCUGCGAGUCGUGUCGGAGGAAGGCUGCACCACCCGCAGCAAGGUGCUCGGCUACCUGGGCGAGCGCUUCAGGGUGAAGAUGAACCUCCCUGAGUGGUACACCAACGAGCAGUGUGCCGCCUUCCUGCUGGAUGAGUGCAUCUGUAUCCACCUGAAGUCCGACCUGGAGAAGUUCUACCUGCUGUGUCUGAUGACCAGGAAGCUUUUCACCUUCGCCAAGCAGGAGUGCAUGGAGGAGAACCCCGACAGCAUCAUGUGUCAGGAGGUGCUGACUCCUGGUCAGCUCUACCUCAUGUUCAUGAAGGAGAGAAUGUCGGCCUGGUUGCAGUCUGUGAAGCUGUCCUUUGACAAGAGAGGCAGCAGACUGGACAGAUUGAGCCCCGAAAACGUGAUGAAGAUAUUCAACAUGGGCACCGACCUGACCAAACCCUUUGAAUACCUGCUGGCCACCGGCAACCUCAACUCCAAGACGGGUCUGGGCAUGCUGCAGAACACCGGCCUGUGCGUGGUCGCCGACAAGCUCAACUUCAUCCGUUACCUGUCCCACUUCCGCUGCGUGCACAGAGGAGCGGCGUUCGCCAAGAUGAGGACCACUUCAGUCCGUAAGCUGCUGCCUGAGUCUUGGGGCUUCCUCUGUCCGGUCCACACUCCAGACGGAGAGCCCUGUGGCCUCAUGAACCACAUGACGGCCAUCUGUGAGAUCGUGGCACAAACCCUGCCCACCACGUCGCUGCCGGCUCUGCUCUGUUCGCUCGGUGUCACUCCAGUGGACGGAUCUCCAGGCCAAGCCUUCUCAGACUGCUACCCUGUGGUCCUGGACGGGGCCGUCGUAGGCUGGGUGGAGGCCGAAUUGGCUCCAGUUGUGGUCGACUCACUGCGCAGGUUUAAAGUGCUGAAAGAGAAGAAGAUCCCUCCCUGGACUGAGAUUGUUCUGGUUCCCAAAACGGGCAAGGCCAGCUUGUACUCAGGCCUGUUCCUCUUCACGACUCCCUGCCGUAUGGUGCGACCUGUACGCAACUUAGCUCUGGGCAAGCAAGAGUUGAUUGGCACCUUUGAACAACUUUACAUCAACGUGGGCAUCAUGGAGGAUGAGAUUGAGCCAGGAGUGAGCACACACCAGGAGCUCUUCCCUCACAGUAUGCUCAGCGUGGUGGCCAACUUCAUCCCCUACUCAGACCACAACCAGAGUCCCAGGAACAUGUACCAGUGUCAGAUGGGUAAGCAGACUAUGGGUUUCCCUCUGCACUCCUUCAUGGACCGCUCCGAUAACAAGCUGUACCGGCUCCAGACCCCCCAGAGCCCGCUGGUCAGGCCCUACAUGUACGACCACUACAACCUGGACAACUACCCCAGCGGCACCAACGCCAUCGUGGCCGUCAUAUCUUACACUGGCUAUGACAUGGAAGACGCCAUGAUUGUGAACAAGUCGUCGUGGGAGAGAGGCUUCGCUCAUGGAAGCAUUUACAAGACGGAGCUGGUGGACCUGGCAGACAAGGUGAGGGGAGAAGACAGCGUUGUGUUUGGGACCAAGCCAGGUGACCCGAAAGUGAACGACAGACUGGACGCUGAUGGACUUCCACACAUUGGAUCAACACUUCAGUUUGGAGACCCACUUUACGGCUACAUCAACCUCAACACUGGCCAGGCCUUCGUCAACUUCUAUAAGAGCCAUGAGGCCUGCGUCGUGGACAACGUAAAGGUCUGCAGCAACGACACCGGCUCCGGCCGUUUCAAACGUGUUUGCAUCACCAUGCGCGUGCCGAGGAACCCGACCAUCGGGGACAAGUUCGCCAGCCGGCACGGUCAGAAGGGCAUCCUGAGCCGCCUGUGGCCGGCCGAGGACAUGCCCUUCACAGAGAGCGGCAUGGCCCCCGACAUCCUGUUCAACCCCCACGGCUUCCCCUCCCGCAUGACCAUCGGCAUGCUGAUCGAGAGCAUGGCCGGGAAAUCUGGCGCCCUGCACGGCCUGAGCCACGACGCCACGCCCUUCACCUUCUCGGAGGAGAGCUCCGCGCUGGAAUACUUUGGUGAGAUGCUGAAAGCGGGCGGAUACAACUACUACGGCACCGAGCGGCUGUACAGCGGCGUGAGCGGCUUGGAGCUGGAGGCCGACAUCUUCAUCGGCGUGGUCUACUACCAGCGGCUGCGUCACAUGGUGUCCGACAAGUUCCAGGUGAGGACCACGGGGGCGCGGGACAAGGUGACCAACCAGCCGGUGGGAGGCAGGAACAUCCAGGGAGGAAUCCGUUUCGGGGAGAUGGAGCGAGACGCCCUGCUGGCCCACGGCUCCUCGUUCCUGCUUCACGAUCGCCUCUUCAACUGCUCGGACCGGUCGGUGGCUCAGAUAUGUGUCGACUGUGGCAGCCUGCUGUCGCCUCUGCUAGAGAAACCGCCUCCGUACUGGUCGAACACGCGCCACCGCAAGACUGUCUGCACCCUGUGUGGUAAAAGCGACUCUAUUGACUCGGUGUCGGUUCCGUACGUCUUCCGCUACUUUGUGGCCGAGCUCGCAGCGAUGAACAUCAAAGUCAAAUUAGAUUCGAAGUGAAUUUUUUUGCAGGACAACCAGUAAAGAUGCCUUAAUGUGAUCAAUCAAAAAGAACAUGUCUGUUGUGAAACUGCUGUGUGUGUUUUAUUUUUAAAAGGUCCACACUCCCGAUAGAGAGCUUACAGCUGCAUCUCAAUACAUUAGAAUAUCAUAGAAAAGUUGAUUUAUGUCAGUAAUUCCAUUCAGAAAGUGGACAUAACACAUUAUAUAGAUCCAUUACACACAAUGAAACAUUCCAUGUCUUAAUCUAUUAAAUUUCUGUAAUUAUAAUGAUUAUGGCUUACAUUUAAUGAAGAGCUAAAAUUCAGUGUCUCAAAAUUAUAUAUAUAUAUAUAUAUAUAUAUAUAUA